AUGUUUUCCAACAAGAAUAAAAGCAAAAGACCAAAGUUCUUGCUACAUCUGCGUAUUAAUGAAUUAAUCAAUAUUCCUCAAUCUACAGGGUUUUGCUAUAUCAAAUGGCAUUUGAAAGAUGGUACAGGGACUUCAUCUCAUUCAUUAACCACUACAAACGAUUCAACCAAUGUUUCGAAAAGUAAUCAUGGUACUACUCCAAGAGCUACAGUACUACAUCAUAAGGCCAAAUGGAAUUAUGAAUUGGAGAAACCUGUUCAAGUGAAAUUACAAGUAGAUAAAAAUAAUAAUCUGGCUAGCAAGACAUUACGAUUGGAGAUUUUUAUGGAGUUUCUCAAUGAAAAUGAUAAUAGUUCUAUGUAUGUCAAGAUGAAAAAUUCUCAUUUACAAAAUAAUUCUUCGAAUGAUAGUACAAAUUCUUCUCAGCCUCAUGUUUCAUCGCCAAUCCGUCAAAUAAAACAUGCAGCUACUACAGGGUCUACCCCCCUGGGGAGAAGCUCUAGCCUUCGUACAGACUCAUCCGUAAACGAUCAUCGUAAUGCUUUAAACGAACAAAAUCUAAAUAAAACUCAAACCACUUCAACUUCGAAUAGUAUAAAGAAAGUUCUAAGUUCAGGCAGUAAUACUAAUCAAUCUAAACUAUCCCGUACCAAGAGUAACCAUUCAGCAACAAACGAGGGGUCUCAUAACAAUGCAUUAUCUAAAAUUAGCUCUAAUAAUUCGAAUAAUACCACAGUUUCGUCUCAAUCAAGAAACUCGAUGGCCCUAAGAUCUGCAUCCACUACAUCCACUGCCUGUAUAAAUCAAAAGAUAACGGGGAGAUUACAAUUGGGUGUGGUUACUUUAAAUAUAGCAGAUUAUGUUCGUGAUUCUGAACAACCUAUUACAAAUAGAUUUCUUUUGAAAAAUUCCAAAGUGAAUUCCAUUUUAAAUAUCACCAUCAAAAUGGAAUUAAAUAGAGGUUCAUAUGAAGAUUUUAAUAUCCCUACCUCCUUUACUUCGGGCCAAUUACCAGGUUCCUUCCAUGCAGGAAUUGGUGAUAUCUUGGAAGAAUCAUCAACUACUUUAGCCAAUUCUAAUGGAUUAACGUCACCAACUUCUUCAUUUGGUCAAACUCCCUUGGGUCCGUUUCAACAUCGUUCCACUUUAAUACAUGGUGUUAAUGGUACCAGUAUAACGUCCUCAAUAACAACAACUCCAAAUACCAUAUCUGCAUCGAUGAGUCCUGUUGUGGAUUCCUUGUAUCAAAAGACUUUCCAAUUACCAUGGGAUCCAAGACCAGGUGAAUAUACUCCAAGAGAAUGCGUAGAAGAUAUUUUGAGAGGUGGGAAUGGUUGGGCUAAGAAUGAAAAAGGUAUCAAUUUGAUUGAUUUGCAAGCAUUAAGCUUAAAGGAAGAAGAAGCUGAAUAUUAUGCAAGUGCACAUUAUUCAUGGAAUGUUUACCAUGAUCAUGAUCAUGAUAUAGCAACGAGUGGUAAACAUUUGCAUAAUAGACAUAAGAAUAUAGGCAAGAGUGAUAAUAGUCCAACUACUGUCACGGCUACUACUACUGCCACUACCGCUAAUUUGGUAAGAGCUAAUACCACUAUGAAUAAUAAUCCAAAUUAUAAUAAUAGUGAUAGUACAAAGAUGAAUAAAUAUUAUAAUAUGAAUAGAAGAGAAUUUAUUGAAAAGAAAAAUAAUUUAAAUGAAACGAUGUUAUCACGGAUGAGAUCUCCUGAAGAUCAAUUGUUUGGUGAUGAUUUGAGAGAUACCAAGAGUUGGUCAGUCACAAGAAUAGAAUCAUGA
Henningerozyma blattae CBS 6284 is the source of this 1788-nucleotide messenger RNA. RefSeq lists its product as uncharacterized. The transcript has a single exon. NCBI's taxonomy places the organism in Eukaryota, Fungi, Ascomycota, Saccharomycetes, Saccharomycetales, Saccharomycetaceae. The coding region runs from base 1 to 1788 and encodes 595 amino acids. The record is from RefSeq and is a predicted model, not a curated record.